ACUUCACCACAACUUACAAGAGCACCUGCCUGCCACAGGCUGCAUACCAAGUCAAACAGCCUCGGCAUUUUCUUCUGACAUUUUCUUCUGAAGAUCGUUGAAGAGUAAGAGCGAUUUAUGUAGGCCUCUAGACAAAUGUAUCAAACGUCUCCUCUUUAUUUACUAUAAUAUAUUCAGUCUACUCAGUUAGAGAUAGUCUGGAUUGGAUUGGUGACUGCUCUCGGCUGCUGUCCCCGCCGCUGUUUCGCGGACACUUUGCCAUUUUUUGAGGACCGAGAAAAGUAAUUUGGAAGUAACUGCAAUGCCCGAAAUCACAUGAAUUUGAUUCAAGCUUUCGGUCGUCAGUGUGCAAGAUGGCCAGUCAGAACCAGUGCUACCAUGACCAACUCAUGGGCUUCUUCUACAACAACAGCAAUCAAACCGAUGAGUGGGACUCUACCCAACUCAUUCUGGUGCAGUGUGUGGGUUCAAUAUUCUGCUGCUUCAUCCUGGUGUCCAAUGUCAUGGUCAUUGCCGCGGUCAUCACCAACAAGCGCUUCCACUAUCCUUUCUAUUAUCUCCUUGCCAAUUUGGCAGCCUCAGACUUCCUAGCAGGAAUUGCGUAUGUGUAUCUCAUGUUUAACACAGGUGAGGUCUCCAGGAAGUUGACUGUCCAAGGGUACUUCAUACGGCAAGGGCUGCUGGACACCAGCCUCUCGGCUUCCCUGUCUAACCUCUUGGUGAUAGCCCUGGAGCGCUACAUCUCCGUCAUGAACUGGAAGGUGCACAGCAACCUGACCAAGCGGCGGGUGACACUGUUGAUAGUGCUGGUGUGGGCCAUCUCCAUCUUCAUGGGGACCGUGCCCAGCCUGGGGUGGAACUGCAUCUGCAGUCUGGACAAGUGCUCCACUCUGGCGCCUAUCUUCAGCCGGAGCUACCUUAUCUUUUGGUCGGCGUCCAACCUGGUGGUGUUCCUGAUCAUGGUGGCGAUAUACCUGAGGAUAUACACCUACGUCACAAGAAAGACGUCGGUCCUGUCGCCUCACACCAGUGGAUCUAUAAAUCGCAAAAGGACGCCGAUAAAGCUAAUUAAAACAGUGAUGACCGUACUGGGGGCGUUUGUGAUCUGCUGGACACCGGGGCUCAUUGUGCUGCUGCUGGACGGCCUGGACUGCGACCACUGCAAGGUGCUUCAGUUCAAGCGAUGGCUGCUCCUGCUAGCUGUGCUCAACUCUGUCAUGAACCCUGUCAUCUACUCUUACAAGGACGAGGAGAUGUGGACCACCUUCAAAAACCUUUUGCGCUGCGUCUGCAACGGCACACGCCGACAGCGGUCGUCCAAGGCCAACAUCCGGCCGAGCCAGGAGUCCGGGAACAGCUUGAGGCUCUCGGAGGACACCAAGAACUCAGCGCAGGAGAUGCUCAAGGCCUAGAACGGGAAAGUUUUGGGGUUGGACUCUCGGUGAGGACAGUGAGAGGAAGACCAUUGAACCAUUGUAACCCUGUCGACCAUUAUCUUCCAUUAACUGUUCCAUGGCUGUUGCAACAAUCAAAAACGGACUGUUUGGUCCAUUGCUUGAGUUUGGGGGUCUGUGAACAAAUCUGUGAAAAUAUUUGAGUUUAUGGACUGAAAAGGUGACUGUACAUUGUACAGAUGUGUAUAUGUACAUAUCCUUGUUCUUUGUUUUUUUUUUUUUUUUUUUACCUCAAAUAUAUUGACUUCUAAAGACCCUUUUCUCUAUCCUUGACGAUCAUCCCUUAACCUGAAGUCAAUCUUAGAGAAUGCAGAGCUUAAUACAUGCAGUUGCCUAUUCAUAUAAAGUACUGUCAUUUUUCUUAGUAA
Alosa sapidissima (American shad) is the source of this 1822-nucleotide messenger RNA. RefSeq names its product lysophosphatidic acid receptor 3 (gene lpar3). The transcript has 4 exons. Lineage: Eukaryota; Metazoa; Chordata; Actinopteri; Clupeiformes; Clupeidae. Gene Ontology annotation, biological process: G protein-coupled receptor signaling pathway. The record is from RefSeq and is a predicted model, not a curated record. Gene Ontology annotation, cellular component: membrane. Bases 354 to 1412 code for a protein of 352 amino acids. Gene Ontology annotation, molecular function: lysophosphatidic acid receptor activity.